Molecule: messenger RNA, 683 nt
Organism: Helianthus annuus (common sunflower)
Lineage: Eukaryota; Viridiplantae; Streptophyta; Magnoliopsida; Asterales; Asteraceae
Product: protein RALF-like 34
Exons: 1
Coding region: 108-491 (127 amino acids)
Source: RefSeq, a predicted model, not a curated record
CCCACUCCACACUUUACUUUAUAACACACAUCACAUGUGACUCUUCGUCCUCACCCCACCCUCUCCCUCUACUAAUCUCCAACUCUUCACAAACUCUCCCUGCAUCAAUGGCACCCACACUUGUCCACACUCUCACCCCACUAUGUCUGCUACUAAUACUCGCACAAGCCACUGUGGCCAACACAGCUGUUGGGGACGCCACGAAGCAGCUCUCGCUGCACCUAGACACCGAAGAUAUGUCGAUGAUGUCAGUUUUCGAUGAUGUGGUGGAUGCAACCCAUGAUGACGAAGAGUUAUUGGUUUCCGGUGGUAGGUCUUUGCUGUGGUGGCGUAUGAGAUACUACAUUUCGUAUGGUGCAUUGUCGGCGAACAGAAUCCCGUGUCCUCCACGCUCCGGGAGGUCUUACUACACUCACAAUUGUUGGAGAGCUAGAGGCCCCGUCCAUCCUUAUAGUAGAGGUUGCUCCACCAUCACUCGUUGCCGCCGGUGAACUAUUCCUUCCGCCCACUAUUCAAAUUGAGGUUUGCUUAUUAUAUAAAUUCAAGGUCGUGUUGUUUCGAUGAUAAUAAUGUGUUUCAGAAUUGGAUCUGUUAAUAAUUUGUGUUUAUAGGACUUUGAACGUCCAAUUAUUGUUUGUAUUAGAUAUUCUUGAAUUGAACAACACUAAUAAUUAUUGUGUUUA